GUAAAACUUGAAUGUAACGUCCAAGCUGAGUCGUGUUAGAAAACGAAAGGACACUAUUUGAAUAAUUAAAAUGUGGAAAAGAAAUGGAAACAAAAUAUUACAGACUAAUUAAUAUAUCAGGAAACAUCCGUGCUCGUGUGAGAAGUGAGCGAGAGGUAAAGCCUCUGUAGGCGUUUGCCUCAGCUGGGCAGAGCUAACGUUACAGUGGCAGCAGCAGCAGCAGCAGCAGGUCACACAGCGAUACAAAGCACAGAAGGAAAAGAACCGGGAAGGAGCCGCUUCCAUCACCUUGUGGAAUACAAAAUAGAAUUUUAUUGAAACGUCUGCAUCGCGCCGAGUUAGUAGCAGCCUUGUUUAAACUUGCAACAUCAGCAGCUGACUAGUUAGGUUAGUUAACUGCCUAGCCAUCCUGCCAGCCGGGUUGCCCUUGCUAGGAACGGUAGCAGUUAACUUAGCUUAGCUGUUGGCAGUCUGGCUAACCGGGAAGAGCUUCCAAGAUGAGGCUGAAAGUAGGAUUUAUUCUACGGAGUUUGCUUGUCAUUGGGACGUUUCUCGGCUUAGUGGUCCUCUGGUCCUCUCUGUCGCCGAAACCCAACGAUGAAAACCCCUUUGGAAAACGGGAUGACCGUUUGCUGCCCAAAGGAGAGCCAGCAGAUCCCUUCAAGCCUGUGGUGCCCUGGCCUCAUGUGGAGGGGGUGGAGGUCGACCUCAACUCCAUCAGACUCAACCACAGAGGGGACAACCAUCCCCAGAACCCUGACCAGCAGCCCAACCAGAAGCAGGUGAUCCAGCAGCAGUAUGUGACAUUCAGACCCCACACACACGCCUACAGCAGCCCCAUCCUGAAGAAAGGGAUUCUGGGAAACUUUGAGCCCAAGGAACCUGAACCUCCGGGGGUCCCCAGCGGUCCUGGUGAGGGAGCCAAGCCUUUUGUCCUGGGUCCGGAGUACAAAGACUCCGUCCAGACUUCCAUCAAAGAGUUUGGCUUCAACAUGGUGGCUAGUGAUAUGAUCUCACUGGACAGAACCAUCAGUGAUAUACGCCAUGAAGAGUGUAAGUACUGGCAUUAUGACGACAGACUGCUGACUUCCAGUGUGGUGAUAGUCUUCCAUAAUGAAGGCUGGUCUACACUGAUGAGAACUGUCCACAGUGUCAUCAAGAGGACUCCCAGGAAAUACCUGGCUGAGAUAGUCAUGAUCGAUGACUUCAGCAACAAAGCCCAUCUGAAGGAGCGUUUGGAGGAUUACAUCAAGCAGUGGAACGGUCUUGUAAAACUGUUCAGAAAUGAGAAGAGAGAAGGACUGAUCCAGGCCAGAAGUAUAGGAGCCAAGAAGGCCAGUAAAGGACAGGUACUCAUCUACCUUGAUGCUCAUUGUGAGGUUGGCAUCAACUGGUAUGCUCCUCUGGUUGCUCCUAUCUCAAAAGACAGGACAGUGUGUACAGUACCACUGAUAGACUAUAUAGAUGGUAAUGAGUACACUAUGGAGCCCCAGCAGGGAGGCGAUGAGGACGGCCUGGCUAGAGGAGCAUGGGAUUGGAGCCUGCUCUGGAAGAGAGUGCCACUUAGCCAGAGAGAGAAGGCCAACAGAAAACAUACCACGCAGCCCUACCGGUCUCCAGCCAUGGCAGGUGGUCUCUUUGCUAUAGAGAGAGACUUCUUCUUUGAGCUGGGUCUGUAUGACCCAGGACUGCAGAUAUGGGGAGGAGAGAAUUUUGAAAUAUCAUACAAGAUUUGGCAGUGUGGUGGCCAGCUGCUCUUCGUACCGUGUUCUCGUGUCGGCCAUAUCUACAGACUUCACGGAUGGCAAGGCAACCCUCCACCUGCACAUGUUGGAUCCUCACCCACUCUGAAGAACUAUGUUCGUGUAGUGGAGGUAUGGUGGGAUGAAUAUAAGGACUACUUUUAUGCCAGUCGUCCGGAAACUCUCACUCUCGCCUACGGAGACAUCAGUGAGCUUAAACGCUUCAGGGAGGACCAUCGAUGCAAGAGCUUCAAGUGGUUCAUGGAGGAAAUAGCCUAUGACAUUCCACUGCACUACCCUCUGCCUCCUAAAAAUGUGGAAUGGGGGGAGAUUCGGGGCUUUGAGACAAGUUACUGUAUCGACAGUAUGGGACACACCAAUGGAGGCAAUGUGGAAAUAGGACCGUGCCACAGGAUGGGGGGCAACCAGUUGUUCCGUAUCAAUGAAGCCAACCAGUUGAUGCAGUACGACCAGUGCCUGACCAGAGAAGGUGAUAAUUCAGCAGUCAUCAUCACACACUGUGAUCAGAACCAGCACACUGAGUGGAAGUACUUCAAGGAUCUUCAUCGGUUCACUCACAUGCCGACAGGGAAAUGUCUGGACCGCUCCGACCUCCUCCACAAAGUGUUUAUAUCAGACUGUGACACCAAUAAAACCACUCAGAAAUGGGAGAUGAACAACAUAGUGGCUGUAUGAAGACUGGCGCUUGGAGAGAAACAUAGUGACACAUACACACUGAGCAACACAUCCGUUUACAGAAAUCCUUUAAAGAAUGAGCUUUUUGAUACGAGCCCGUGUCAGUGCACCUGGGGUCCACAUGGUCAAAUUUAAAGAUACUGAGUGUGGACGGUUAACAGCUUCAACCCAAAUCUGUUGGUAUCGGCCAAAAUAUGCCUUUGUCAGACUCAAGGUCAUUCAUUGUACAGACACUCCAGGUGGCAGAUGAACUGGUUGUUGAGGCUGGUAGCUACAGGGCCUCAGAAUAACCUGUUGGACAAACACUGAACCGGAAACAUGACACAUCUCUGUCCUUCAUUGUGUUGAUACCCUGUCUCUCUAUCUGUUCUUCUGGGCUCUCAGGUCUUUUCUAAACCACUACAUUGAUUAUUGAAAUUAACUCAACUAUUGAACAGUCAUGCUCUGCUAUUAGGUCUCUUCAAUCUGAUCCAAAAACUGAUUUGCUCACUCACCAAAGAGUCCAUUUUUAAUGGUGGAGGAUUCAGUCGCAUCAUCAGUGUGUUUAAGCGGCUGGCGAGUGUAUGUACCCACUGGCAGGGUAAGAACAGGGUGUCAAAAACAAAGCAUUUAUUAGAAGUAUCUAAAAAAAAGAACUCUCAGGUGAGCCAAAUCUGUGGAAGAGACGAGGAGUGAAUAAAUGGAGAAGCACAAUCAGGUCUCCGUUUUUGAAAGUGUUGUGUGAUGGUGUCAUGCUGAUAUGUAAAAGUCCUGGCUUGUAUUUAUAUGUAAACAAUCAACGUAUAACAUUUUUUAUGCUCUGUCCUGUUUGCUCAUCUGUAUCUUUAGAGUCAUUAGGCCAACGUGGCCUUGUCAGUCAGAGUACAUCAUCCUUCAUCUUGGACCAGACAAAAUGUGGAGAGGCACACGCUGAACAGGCUAAAAGGAAACUGACAAUUAUUUGUUCAUUCUUCACAUUUGUGUUUUUAGUAUUUCCAAUUAGAAAAGGACCUCUUUAGGUUCAAACUAAUUCAAUAAUCUACCAGGCUAAAUUUGCAUUAUGAAAAAGCAGAACUGAAUUCACCACACUGUAUGUAAAUGCCUGACCAGGACCAAAAAGAUGAAAAGAAAGCAAGCAAUUCUUCUUU
Molecule: messenger RNA, 3565 nt
Organism: Micropterus salmoides (largemouth bass)
Lineage: Eukaryota; Metazoa; Chordata; Actinopteri; Centrarchiformes; Centrarchidae
Gene: galnt7
Product: UDP-N-acetyl-alpha-D-galactosamine: polypeptide N-acetylgalactosaminyltransferase 7
Exons: 15
Coding region: 498-2438 (646 amino acids)
Cellular component (GO): Golgi apparatus
Source: RefSeq, a predicted model, not a curated record